AUGGUCCAUCUGAUCCUGACCGGGGCCACAGGACUAGUUGGAUCUUCGGUCCUCUCGCACAUCCUCUCCCUCCCAGCAACCAGUACGCCGACCAUCCACAAGCUGUCCAUCAUCAGCCGCUCCACCUCAAUCCCCUGGCUAUCGGAGACUCCUCCGCCUGGAACGCCCGCCGUCAACAAGCACACCAAGAUCGAGGUGAUCGAGCACAAGGACUUCACCUCGUACCCGCCGGAGCUGUUGGAGAAGCUCAAGGGCGCCGACGCUUGCAUAUGGGCCCUUGGGAUAAGUCAGAGCGACGUCUCCAAGGAGCAGUAUGUGAAAAUCACCAAGGACUAUGCGCUCGAGGCGGCCAAGGCAUUCUCCUCGCUCCGGGAGGAGUCCGCGUCGCCCUCUGGUAGCGAUGGGAACAAGUUCAAAUUCAUCUACAUCUCAGGCGAAGGCGCCACUCUGCACCCACGCCCUUGGACGCCCCUUUUCGGCCGCGUCAAGGGCGAAACAGAACAUUCUCUCCUCCAACUCUCCAAGACACCGCUCUACUCCAACCUGCUCUCGGUCUAUUCCGUUCGCCCUGCCGCCGUGGACGGCAGCAACCAGCCCUGGCUGUGGGACCAUAUCCUGCGGGAGAAGCGCAGCGCUUUCCAGCGGUUUUACCUCAAAACGCUCGUGGGGCCGAUUCGAUGGGGCGUUUUUGGGAAUGCAGUCCACAGCCCGACCGAGGAAUUGGGCCGCGUGCUGGUCGAGAUGGCGGUGAGCGAGCAGUCAAGUCCGUUUCCGAUUGGGGACGGUGUAGACAAGGAAGGAGAGGGACGAACACUGGGGAAUAAGAGGUUGAGGAUGUUGGCUAGGGGGCAGGGAUGGUGGAAAUAG
Molecule: messenger RNA, 867 nt
Organism: Fonsecaea multimorphosa CBS 102226
Lineage: Eukaryota; Fungi; Ascomycota; Eurotiomycetes; Chaetothyriales; Herpotrichiellaceae
Exons: 1
Coding region: 1-867 (288 amino acids)
Source: RefSeq, a predicted model, not a curated record